Molecule: messenger RNA, 3003 nt
Organism: Penicillium paradoxum
Lineage: Eukaryota; Fungi; Ascomycota; Eurotiomycetes; Eurotiales; Aspergillaceae
Product: alanine--tRNA ligase
Exons: 6
Coding region: 1-3003 (1000 amino acids)
Biological process (GO): tRNA modification; alanyl-tRNA aminoacylation
Cellular component (GO): mitochondrion; cytoplasm
Molecular function (GO): alanine-tRNA ligase activity; ATP binding; amino acid binding
Source: RefSeq, a predicted model, not a curated record
AUGCGGGUUUCUGGGUUGGUGAGGAACGGGGAACUGGCUUUGACUCAUCUCUUUCGCAGAAAUCAACCCAGAACCUUCUACCCUCGCUUUGUUCACUCCCUGUCACCUCACCCUCCCACCAUCGACAGGAUGACUUCUCCUUCGGAAUGGACCGCUCAGCGAGUCCGAGAAACAUUCUUGGAUUACUUUAAACAAAAUGGCCAUACCUUUGUCCCUUCCUCUCCGGUUGCUCCUCUGUCGGAUCCAACUCUGCUUUUCACCAAUGCGGGAAUGAACCAGUUCAAGUCCAUAUUCCUGGGCACCGUUGACCCCUCGUCGGACUUUGGAAAGUUGAAGCGUGCAACGAACUCACAAAAGUGUCUCCGUGCCGGUGGAAAGCAUAAUGAUCUGGAUGAUGUCGGCAAGGACAGUUAUCACCACACCUUCUUUGAGAUGCUUGGCAACUGGAGUUUUGGCGACUAUUUUAAGAAAGAAGCCAUCACAUAUUCAUGGACCCUGUUGACAGAAGUCUACGGGCUCGAUCCCGAUCGCCUUUACGUCACUUAUUUCGAGGGCAAUGAAGCCGGUGGUUUGGAGCCGGAUCUGGAGGCCAAAGAACUAUGGAAGUCCGUGGGCGUUCCCGAAUCCCACAUUCUUCCUGGAGAUAUGAAAGACAACUUCUGGGAAAUGGGUGACCAAGGCCCAUGUGGACCUUGCAGCGAAGUACACUACGAUCGGAUUGGUGGCCGCAAUGCUGCUCACCUUGUGAAUGAAGAUGACCCGAAUGUGCUGGAAAUCUGGAACAAUGUUUUUAUCCAAUAUAACCGCGAACCGGAUAGCACCCUACGAUCACUUCCCAACAAGCACGUUGAUACUGGAAUGGGCUUUGAAAGACUGGUGUCGAUCCUUCAAGACAAAUCCUCAAAUUACGAUACCGAUGUCUUCACUCCGAUCUUCCAGGCUAUUCAGAAUACCACUGGAGCUCGUGAAUACCGCGGCCACUUUGGUGCUGAUGAUGUCGAUGGAAUCGAUACGGCCUACCGUGUUGUUGCAGACCACGUGCGAACUUUGAUGUUUGCUAUCUCUGAUGGUGUCAUUCCCAACAAUGAGGGUCGUGGCUAUGUGAUUCGUCGUGUUCUGCGCCGAGGAGCUCGUUAUGCUCGGAAAUACUUCCAAGUCGAUAUUGGAAACUUCUUCGCCAAACUUGUGCCAACUGUUGUGGACCAAUUGGGUGAAAUGUUCCCUGAACUCAAGCGAAAGCAGCAAGAUGUUAUUGAAAUCUUGGAUGAGGAAGAGUUAUCAUUUGCCAAGACCUUGGAUAGAGGUGAACGGCAAUUCGAGCAAUAUGCCCAGCAGGCUAAAGUCAAAGGCACCGACACACUUCAUGGUGCCGAUGUUUGGAGACUUUAUGAUACCUUCGGCUUCCCUGUUGAUCUGACUCGAAUCAUGGCCGAGGAACGUGGUCUCUGUAUUGAUGAUGUCGAAUUUGAAGACGCUCGUUUGAAGGCAAAGGAAGCCAGCAAGGGUCAGAAAAAGGCUGCUGAGAAUGCAGUCAAACUCGAUGUCCACGAUCUAGGAAAGCUGGAGAAAAUGAAUGACGUACACAAAACGGACGAUUCGGCCAAAUUCGGCCGAGGCAACAUCACUUCUCGCGUCAAGGCCAUUUACCACGGGAAGGCUUUCCAUGACAGCACUGAUGAUAUCCCAGAAGGAGUUCAGAUUGGCGUCAUUCUUGAUUGCACAAACUUCUAUGCCGAACAGGGAGGCCAGGAGAAUGAUACCGGCAAAAUCAUUAUUGACGGGCAAGCGGAGCUGGAAGUCGGCGAUGUCCAGGCAUAUGCUGGCUAUGUUCUCCACACUGGCUUUAUGAAAUACGGAAAAUUCACUGUCGGCGAUUCCGUCAUUUGCGAAUACGAUGAGCUGCGGCGCUGGCCCAUCCGGAACAACCAUACGGGAACUCAUAUUCUGAAUUUCGCUCUGAAGGAAAUUCUAGGCGAUGGUGUCGACCAAAAGGGAUCUUUAGUGGCCGCUGAGAAGCUGCGGUUUGACUUCUCCCACAAGAGCGCAAUCUCCGACGUCGAGCUUGAGAAAAUCGAAGCCAAGGCAACUGAAUAUAUCCGACAGAACUGCGCUGUUUACUCUCAGGAGGUUCCUCUCGCUACUGCCCAACAAAUAUCAGGCGUGAGAGCAGUGUUUGGCGAGACUUACCCGGAUCCUGUUCGUGUUGUCUCGGUGGGCGUGGAAUUGGAGGAGAUUUUGCAGAAUGUCAAGGAUCCCCGAUGGCAGGAAGUCAGUAUUGAGUUCUGUGGUGGAACUCAUGUCCAAAAGACAGGCGAUAUCAAGGAUUUGGUUAUCCUGGAGGAAAGUGGCAUUGCUAAGGGAAUUCGCCGUAUCAUUGCGGUCACUGGCGAGGAUGCGCAUGAGGUGCAGAGAGUUGCCCAGGAAUUCGGGCAGCGCCUUGAUCAUCUCAAUGCAUUGCCACUAGGCCCUGAAAAGGAGCGGGAGGCUAAGCAAGUCCAGGUGGACCUCAACCAGCUUACGAUUUCCGCCGUUCAGAAGGCCAAAUUCCGCGAACGUUUUGCUAAGAUCAAUAAGCAGGUCCUCGAUGGCCAGAAAGCGCAGCAAAAGCUGGAAUCCAAGAAAGCAGUCGAUGCCAUUACCUCUUAUUUCGAGGCCCCCGAAAAUCAAGACAAGUCGUGGCUUGUGGUCCGACUUCCAAUUUCUGCGAAUGCGAAGGCCGUUAGCGAAUCUCUGAACCAUGUCAAGUCAAAAAUGCAGGGAAAGAGUGUCUAUCUUUUGGCAGCCGACUCUGAGCAAGGUCGGGUUUCACACGGUUGUUACAUUUCUCAGGCGCUGAGUGACCAAGGUGCUUCGGCAAGCGACUGGGCGGCCGUUGUCUCUGGUGCUGUGGGAGGGAAAGCAGGAGGCAAAGGAGCUACUUCCAUUGGUAACGGUACCAAUGCUGAAAAUGUUGAGGAGGCUAUCUCACUGGCUGCGGACUAUCUCAAUAAGUUCAAGCUCUAG